Messenger RNA from Argiope bruennichi, 775 nucleotides. RefSeq lists its product as uncharacterized. Lineage: Eukaryota; Metazoa; Arthropoda; Arachnida; Araneae; Araneidae. The transcript is spliced from 6 exons. The coding region runs from base 97 to 633 and encodes 178 amino acids. The record is from RefSeq and is a predicted model, not a curated record.
UCAAUCUUUUUCAUUUAUUUCAUGAAAGCGAAAGCAAAGAAUUUCGAAGCGGAGUUUUUGAAAACGAAAGCGAUUUGUUUUUAAAAAAUUUCAAUAAUGCUGUCUGUUCAUCAAAUCUACAAAGAAAACACUGAGGUUACAUCAAACAAAAAUGUGAAGACAAAUACUAAUGCUAAACCAAAAGGUCUUGGUCUGAAAAAUUCUACUAAUAUUUGUCAUAAUCAAAAAUCAAAUUCUGGCAAUGUGUUGGAUCAAACAAAAAAUUCAAAUGUCUUUAAGAAAAGUGACCAUAAACAAGGAUUUAAGCUAUCUGCUAAAGGAGAGAAAACUUCUAUUUUGAAAAAUUCUGAAGAAUGGCCAGAAACAGAGAACAUGUUUAUUUAUAAUGAUUCUGAUGAUGAUUAUGAAGACAUAUUACCAAAAUCUCAAAGAAUUACAAAAGCUGAAAUAGAUGCUUCAUUUAUUACCUGUCAAAUUCAUCGAAGCGUUAUUAUUGAUGAUAAAUUGCCUACUCUAACUUUAGAAAAUAUAAAAGAUUUUGGUAAAACACGACACUUUCCAAUUAUUGAAUCAGAUUUGUGGUAUGAUGAUUCUCCUCUUGAACUUGCUCCUGUACCUGAUAUCUCAUUUUAAGUUAAAUUUUGACUAAUUGUACUAUUUUAUGUAUUUUUUUAAAAUUUAUCUUCAUUUGUAUAUUUCUCCAUAUUAUGAUUGCAUUUAUGUUUAAUCUUACUUUUUGUUUAAAUAUCAAAUAAAAUUUUUCAAAAUACUGUUA